AUGCCUCCUCCAACUGUCCUCGUCACGGGCGCCAACACGGGGCUAAGCCUCGAGGCGGCGCAGCACAUGGUUCGCCUCGGAGCCGAGGACAUCCUCCAGGAGCUGGCGCGUGAGGAUGUGGCGAGAAUGGUGGACAGGCAAGUCGUGUGCUUGGCUGGUUUGGCCGAGAGGCUAACGCAGCCACCAAACUCGCGCCGUAUCAUCUCUUCGACCAUCAACCCCGGCGCUGUCGUCACCGACAUAAUGCGAGAGUCGAAAGGCUUCUUCUCCGUCUAUGUCAAAGCCACGCAAGCGAUACUCAUGGGGACAGCCGAGGAGGGUUCAAGGACUUUAGUACAUGCGGCCAAGGGGUCUAGGGAAACAGACGGCCAGUAUCUGUGCGACUGCAAGCCCGCCGGGCCGGAAUUGAUUUCGCCAUUUGUCACGAGCGAGGAGGGAGUAGCAACACAGCGGAAGUUGUGGAAAGAACUGAUGGACAAGCUGGAGAGGAUCCAGCCUAGUAUAGCAAGAAACAUCUAAGCAUGGCAUGCCGACACCAGCGGUUAGAUUCGUAUGCUGCCAUUGGGACGUCUAUUCGCGGGAAGGAUCAAGACGUGCUACGUCACUUCUAGUUUUCCGUUCAUCAGACGUAUCAAACUUGUGCUUCGCACGCAGCUUAUUGGGAUGGGCCUCGCGCUCGCGUGGCUUCUCCCUCAUCUCCUCUCAG
This is a messenger RNA of Phialemonium atrogriseum, 706 nucleotides long. RefSeq lists its product as uncharacterized. The record is from RefSeq and is a predicted model, not a curated record. NCBI's taxonomy places the organism in Eukaryota, Fungi, Ascomycota, Sordariomycetes, Cephalothecales, Cephalothecaceae. Bases 1 to 519 code for a protein of 172 amino acids. The transcript is spliced from 4 exons.